Molecule: messenger RNA, 2080 nt
Organism: Trifolium pratense (red clover)
Lineage: Eukaryota; Viridiplantae; Streptophyta; Magnoliopsida; Fabales; Fabaceae
Product: soyasapogenol B glucuronide galactosyltransferase-like
Exons: 1
Coding region: 77-1543 (488 amino acids)
Molecular function (GO): UDP-glycosyltransferase activity
Source: RefSeq, a predicted model, not a curated record
AAAGAAAUAUCACUUACCACUUAAAACUUGAGUGAGAAAGAUUAAAAGUAAGGUAGACACUAAAAUUGUCAUAAAAAUGGAAACUCAUUCGCAACAACUCAAUGUUAUUUUUCUACCGCAUUUAACUCCUGGUCAUAUGAACCCUGUGGUUGACACAGCAAGACUAUUUGCAAAGCAUGGUGUUAAUGUUACCAUUAUCACUACACAAGCAAAUGCCUUGUUAUUCAAGAAAGCCAUUGACAGUGAUUUGUCUUCUGGAUAUUCUAUCAGAACUUGUUUGAUUCAAUUCCCUUCAGCUGAAGUUGGUCUUCCAGACGGAGUUGAAAACAUCAAAGAUGCGACUUCCCAGGAAAUGCUUGUUAAAAUCAUUCAUGGAAUUGCAAUCCUCCAAGAUCAAAUUGAGCUUCUGUUCCAGGAUCUGCAACCAGAUUGUAUAGUCUCGGAUAUGUUAUAUCCUUGGACAGUAGAAUCUGCUAAGAAACUCGGUAUUCCAAGGAUUUACUACUACAGCUCAAGCUACUUCGCAAGUUGUGCAGCUCAUUUUAUCAAGAAGCACAAGCCUCAUGAGAAUUUAGUUUCUGAUACCGAUAGUUUUUCAAUUCCUAAUCUUCCACAUAACAUCGAGAUUACUUCUCUACAACUACAAGAUUGGGUGAGGACAAGGAAUGAACACUCAGAUUACUUUGAUGCAAUAUACGAAUCAGAAGGAAGAAGCUAUGGAACACUUUCCAAUAGCUUUCACGAACUUGAAGGUGAUUAUGAGCAACUUUAUAGGAGCACGAAGGGGAUCAAAGCAUGGAGUGUAGGACCAGUUUCAGCAAGUGUUAAUAAGGGACACAAAGAUGAUCUUGCAAUAGAUUCAGAAUUGCUUAAUUGGCUUAAUUCAAAGCAAAAUGAUUCUGUGUUGUAUGUAAGUUUCGGAAGCUUGACAAGACUCCCGCAUGCUCAGAUUGUUGAAAUAGCUCAUGGACUUGAAAAUUCAGGUCAUAAUUUCAUUUGGGUCGUUAGAAAAAAAGAUGAAGAUGGAGAUAGAGAAGGAGACGAAGACGGUUUUCUUAAAGAGUUUGAGCAAAGGAUGAAAGAGAACAAAAAGGGCUACAUCAUAUGGAAUUGGGCACCACAGCUUCUGAUAUUAGGCCACCCUGCAACAGGAGGGAUAGUGACUCAUUGUGGUUGGAACUCAAUUCUUGAAAGCCUAAGUGUUGGUUUGCCAAUGGUGACAUGGCCAAUGUUUUCUGAGCAAUUUUACAACGAGAAGUUGCUAGUUGAUGUCCUUAAAAUUGGAGCCCCAGUUGGAUCAAAAGUGAACAAGUUUUGGUCUAGUAAAGGCGAGGAUGCUGUGGUAACUAGGGAAGAGAUUGCAAAGGUUGUGACAUUGUUGAUGGGAAGAGAAGAGGAGAGCAUUGAAAUGAGGAGGAAGGCGCAAAAACUUGGUGAUGCUGCAAAGAAGACUAUAGAGGAGGGUGGAUCCUCUUACAAAAACUUGAUGCAAUUCAUAGAUGAGCUAAAAUCAUUGAAGAUAUCAAAAGGGCACGAGGAAUAGUGACGGUGUUUCACGAUGUGGAGCUGAAUUUUCUUUAUUUUUGAAUGUAAACAAUAAACACGCAAGAUUUAUCGAGGUUCUGAGCAAUUUGCAUCCUACAUCCUCACUGAGGUCUACCCCAUCACUAUGAUCAAGUUGAAUACAUAGCAAGAAUGUUGCAACUUGCAAGAAGUUCUGGGAAAGAAAAUCACAAUCUCCUCACCUCAACAUUCUAUUCUCUCUUGAACAAUGAUUCUGUGUAAUGUCACUCUUAUAUACUUUCACAAAGAUACAUGAGCUUAUGUACUAGCCAAAUACAAAAGUAGUUAUAAAGUUAGUUGGUGAUCAACAGCUCAUUUGAUAAUGUUACGAUGUUUGUCAGUCAGUAUCUCACUUAUCACUGUCUCAUACAAAUAUCAUCAUCAUCUGACAUAGAUCACUCGUGCAUCACUAGACUAUUUGAUAAAAAAUAAAAACACUCGUGCAUUGCAGGGUUCAUGAUCUAAGGAUAUGUAAAAGAUAUAAUUUUACGGAGGAUACAGGGGAAGUUAAAAUAGA